AUGAAGGAAUCAUUCGAAAUCAUGCCUGAUCAAGAACAUUACAGCCUUCGGUGGAACAAUCACCAAAAUCAUAUACUACGUGCGUUUGACACGUUACUGCAGACCAAGACGCUCGUCGACGUCACGCUGGUGUGUGCCGAAACUAGCAUCCGAGCGCAUAAGGUAGUUUUAUCCGCUUGCUCUCCGUUCUUUCAGCGUGUAUUCUCCGAAACACCCUGCAAACAUCCCGUGAUUGUGCUGAAGGACUUCCGCGGAUGGGUCGUACAGGCGAUCGUGGAUUUUAUGUACCGUGGUGAAAUCAGUGUACCACAGGAACGGCUUUCGGUACUAAUACAGGCUGGCGAAUCGUUACAGGUGCGCGGGUUAGUAGACCAUCCGGUAGCAGCCAAUACCCCAACUCCGGCCCAGUCACCGGAAGAUUUUAGCCUGUUGGAUAGCUCACUUAUAUCGCCAACAUCACCCUCGCUACCCUCGCCAAACUUUCAAACCAAUCACCAAUCGGGACAGCUUCGACACCACACCGCGACGGCGCCCAGUCUUAUAUCGUCCAAUACGCCGAAGCUGUUGCUACCACCGCAAGUGUUUGCCGAUCCGUCGAUCAGUCUCCCCAGUGCUACCGUUGAUCCGUGCACCUCCCCAAUGCCUCGCCGCAAACAGGCACGCCCGCGAAGACGCUCAGGGGACUGUGCACCACAGGACCUGAGCAGCAAACCUUCAACACCUGUCCCGCAAGCUCUGGAAGAUGACGACACCGAACGGGAUCUGCUCGACGAUCGUCCAGACGACGAGGAUGAGUUAGAGGAUCUGGAAGAUGAUGAUGAUGACGAUGAUCUGAAGCGCAUCUUGCACCGAAGCCAAUCGGUCGAUGAAAAACUAGCGGCACUGGUUGCAAAAGAAGAUUUACGAACACAAUCUUCCAACAGCUUGACAACUACACCGACGACAACAACGACGACGGUGAACGACGAUGAAAGGCGAUCGCGCUCAUUACACAAACUAAGCCCUCGCAAAACGUCCUCUUCGAAGGGCACCAUGGGACUGCUGAAGGGAGAUGAUCUACACACUGAGCCAACGCCGGCACCGUCCGAAUCACCGCCAGUGUCAGAUGGACCGGAAAAUCUGUGCAUGAAAAAAACUUCCUCCGGUAGUUCCGAGCUAAUUAGAAAUAUAUCGACCGGAGCUAGUGAGCAGCGCAACCGAAUAACGUCGAUCGAAGCGUCGGACAACAAUACUGUUAGCACCGAACCUAAUGACCGGACCGCUAGUCGAGACGGCGUCGCACGCUUGCCUGAUGGAAGCAAGGACUCUUCUCCGCUUUCUGACACCGUCAGUGGACACAUGAGCAGCCGGGGUCUGCUAUCGUUGAAGGAUAUUCGGCACCUGAACCGUGCAGCGUUGAAUCGCUCCCUCGGAUCAAUCUCACCACCACCCUCUUUCUCGUCACUAAACAACAAUCUGCACCCGGCUCUGAGCCUUAUGCAUCAUCACCAUCAUCAUCACCAUCAUCACGGUGACUCGAAGCGUGUGAAGCUCGAAGAUCGUGAGGAUGAGCGUUCGCUACUGCACGACGAUAUGAUGGAACCACCACACUUUUUGGACCACAUGGAUCUGGCUCUCAGUACACAUCAACAUCCGCUAGCACAUCAUCUAGCCCAUCAGCACCAUCUCCGCAAUUCUUCCCCACAUUUGCGGCCCCCAACGGGCGAUGGUGGCGGUACGGACAAUAAUGGCAAUAACAGCAGCAACAAACAGAACGCUAGUGCAAACUCCAGCAAUAACAAUAACGGUAGCGCCGGCGCUAACAAUCACAACAGUAUCCUGAACCAGAAUCACAGCCACCCGAAUAACAAGCACCAUCAUCAACCGGGUAGUGGCGGGGUUGGUGGAGGUAGACCAGGAACACCCAAGCAUUCAUCCGGCAUCGGAAAUAACAACAACAACAAUAACGGUGGCAGCAAUAGUACCAGCAGCAUUAACAGUCUGCACCAUGGUCAUCAUCCGCAUCAUCAUCCACACAAUGGUCCGAAAGGAUCUGCUGGAGGGCCUAAAGACUUUCUACACAGUCCCACCCUAAACUUUCCACCCUUCUUCAAUCACUCGGAAGGACCGCCAAGGCCAACCCAUUCGCCGCUUCCCUUCCCGCAUAUGCCGUCGGUUUCAUCACUAACACUGACACCGCCCCACAUGUUUGGGCUAGAUUCACCGCUAGGACUUUUUCCGCCAGGGAUGGAUCCAGGGAAAAUUUACAGCCCCCUAAUGGAAAUGUCGGACCCCCGAAGUAUGCACCAUGAUGGACCACCGUUCCUAAAGAAGAAAAGUAAGUUGAACCGACCAAAAGGACAACAUUCGGCACCACGCGGAGGACCACCCCGAUCAUGGACCAACGCUGAACUUACCGAGGCACUGCAGCACGUGUGGAACAAGAAAAUGACCACCAGUCAGGCGUCGCGCAUCUUCGGCAUUCCCUACAACUCGCUGCUAAUGUAUGUGAGGGGCAAGUACGGAAAAAGUCUGAAACUGGAGCAGCUCCGAAAGGACUGUAUCAGCGGGCCACCGAUCGAGCUGCUGCAAAUGGGUGUCGGUAACAGCAACAAGGACAAGAAGGAAGGCAAAGAUUCCGACCUACACCACAGUCACCAUUCCGGCAGUGGCACAGGUCGGGAAGGAAACAGUGGUCCAAACGGUGGUGGUGGUGGUGGUGGUGGCGGUGGUCCCGGCAAUGGUCCCCGAUCUGCAUCAUCCGAACCGGAGCUCUUGUCCAGCCCAAAUCCUCUGUUCAACCCAUUUCCCGGUGGCUUCUAUCCCGAUUUCCCGGGUGGAUUUCCAGGACUGCCACUGAGCAUGCUGAACCUGUUGCCACCAGAACGACACCCACCGCAUACGCUGCCGAUGUCCGUCGACGAGGAUUGCAAAAGCGAUCGGUCGAAACAAUCGCUGGACGAUGAUUUUCCGCAACCGUUAGCACUCAAUCGACCUUCAUCGGAGCAGUUGUCGGACAGCCGGCGGGAGAUAUACCAGCAGAACGGGCAGGACUAA
Anopheles marshallii is the source of this 3036-nucleotide messenger RNA. It is a transcript of the gene lov, whose product is annotated as protein jim lovell. NCBI's taxonomy places the organism in Eukaryota, Metazoa, Arthropoda, Insecta, Diptera, Culicidae. The transcript is spliced from 3 exons. The record is from RefSeq and is a predicted model, not a curated record. Gene Ontology annotation, cellular component: nucleus. Gene Ontology annotation, biological process: regulation of transcription by RNA polymerase II. Gene Ontology annotation, molecular function: DNA binding; protein binding. The coding region runs from base 1 to 3036 and encodes 1011 amino acids.